Messenger RNA from Lasiosphaeria miniovina, 1146 nucleotides. RefSeq lists its product as uncharacterized. The record is from RefSeq and is a predicted model, not a curated record. Bases 85 to 1146 code for a protein of 353 amino acids. The transcript is spliced from 5 exons. Lineage: Eukaryota; Fungi; Ascomycota; Sordariomycetes; Sordariales; Lasiosphaeriaceae.
GGCAUAACAGCCAGCUCCACCUCUGCCAGCCAGCCAAGUCCACACCGCUCAUUGUUCACCCGUCCCAGGGGUCUCCAUAGCUCCAUGCACAAUCUCGGGAAUCAUUUCCGCAGCCCUAGGGAGAGCGAGGGCCACCGCAUCUGGAGGCUACACGACAGGGUGACACAGUGGCUGCUACGGGGCGUCUUGGGCUCGUUCCUCCGGCCCAAGGCGCUGCUCGCGGCGCGCGAGACGCUCAACAACACGGCCCAGCCAACCAGCAGCGGCGAGCUGCGCCGGCUUGAGGACGAACACGUUGCGGAGGUGGUGCGGCGGCAGGUCGACAGCGGGCUGCGGUCCCAUCUCGCAGGCGUCGAGCGGCGGGGCAACCUGGCGUCUGUCAAUAACAACAAUGCCGCUGGCGCCACGUCGCACGGCAUGACGCCGCCCCGCCUCGCCGUCGUCGGCAAGAUCAGCCGCCCCAAGCCGAUCCAGGUCGACGACUUUGGCUUCCUCGCGCGCCAAGUUGCUGCUGUCGCCGAGGACAACGCUGUCGCGGAGGACAACGCUGUCACGGGGGACAACGCUGUCUCUGCGCCUCUCCUCAUCACCGCCAAAGUCUGCAUCCCCAGCCCGACCAUGGUGCAUUUCCGCGGGGGGCGCAACGCCAUCAGCACCUCCGCAUACCCUUCGCUGGAGGACGACGGUUUCUUCGCGGACCUGGCCGCGGCGUACCGCGCCGAGCUGGCGGACCUGUACGCGGCGGGGUGCCGCUUCGUGCAGCUGGAUGACACGAACCUGGCGUACCUGUGCGACGCGCAGAUGGCAGCCGCGGCCGCCGGGCGCCACGGCGGCGCCUCCGCGCUGCAGCUGGCCCGCACGUACGCGGCGCUGAUCAACGCGUGCUGGUUCGCGGCCGGCAGGUACGAGCCCGUGGCGGCGGUGCUGUUUGGCGAGCUGGACGUCGACGUGUACUUUCUCGAGUUCGACGACGAGCGCUUGGGCGGCUUCGCGCCGCUGCGGUUCCUGCCGGCGGCCAAGACGGCCGUGCUGGGCUUGAUCUCGACGGAAGAGGGCAACGAGCUGUCCGAGGACGAGCAGUGGGCCAAGGUACGGCUCGAGGUUGAAAUCGCCAAGGAGGUCUGGGGCCCAGACCUCGCGGUGUGA